Molecule: messenger RNA, 3273 nt
Organism: Homalodisca vitripennis (glassy-winged sharpshooter)
Lineage: Eukaryota; Metazoa; Arthropoda; Insecta; Hemiptera; Cicadellidae
Exons: 4
Coding region: 192-2936 (914 amino acids)
Source: RefSeq, a predicted model, not a curated record
CAUACGCUUACGUUUUCACUCAUUGCAUAGUAUUAGUGUUCCAAUAUAUAUUUGUGUACGUACUCGUUUUAUAUUUAGCUCAAGUGAAGCGAGCGUGUUUACAACGGAAAUUAUAAAACUCAUUUCACCAAAUUAAACAUAAAUCCUGAUUUGAUAAAUCUACUUAUAAUCUACUGACAUUGCAGUAAAAAAUGAAAAAUUUGGUCGUUAUCUUUGUAAAUUUCUUUACAUUUUGGAUGGCCAUAGUCCAAACCAAGCCGGUUCCAAAGUGCGGGAUAUUGCCAGAUGGAUACAAUAUCACUAAGGAGCAGUAUGUAGUGAGAGUGCGCCGCAGUAUCCCAGAGGUAGACGCUGUCAAUCCGGACUACAUGAACGGGGAGGUACCGUCUGGCCAGGAGGAGCAUGCAGAUCCUCAGCAGUCCAUCAGUCAACUGCCAUUGGUGGACCAUGUGGACACUCUGUUCAGCAGCGGCAAGGAUGACAAAAUUGCGCAGAUGUCACAGGAUACGCAGGAACAUGAAGGCAGCCAUGAUUCUCUAGCCCGGCAAGAGAAGUCAGCUGUUGAGGGUUUAACUAGCGACGAGCAAGCGGACUGCUAUAAGCAGCAGAAUAUAGAUACACCGGGAGUUGAGGAGUCUAUAAUGAAGAGGCAGAACUCAAGGGGAAUGUCGAUCGUGGAUAUGUCUCAGAGACUACAACCGUCGUUUUCCCGUAACCAAGCCACUAGAGACAGAAGCUGGCGACGUAACAAUAGGAUAAAAGAAAAGGAAGAGAUAACGUCUUUGUACUCUGAGCCGCAAAAGGUAGUGAGGAUUAAAAGUGCAAAGCAUGGUUUUCGUUCUAAGGUAGACGAGGCUGCCAAGGAUACUCCCAAAAGGGUUUACAAACCUACAGGAAUCCUGCCGCAGUUUCCAGUUUACGAUGAAGACAUCGAUUUCCAACCCGAUCCCUUACAAGGUAUCCUUGAAGACAAAUACUGGCAGGAUCAAGAAGAUCAAGAAGGAGUUAUUAGAAAAUAUAUGGAUCUUGCCAUAAACAAUAUGAUGCCCCCGAAUUCGGAGAUUGAUAAGCGUGAUGCAGAGAGAACUAAUUAUCAAGCGAAGAGCAUCACCAGCAAUCUGGCGUUUAGGGGUGAGUCCAACGAGAGGGAGAGAGGCUGUCCUUGUAAAGAGGUAGUGGCUUGUGGUGAAUGUUCGAAGGGAAAAUCUAACAAGAAAUCAAAUUUCACAGAAGCAGAAGAUGAAGUUCCGUUCGGUAGAAAUCUCUUGUCUUUGGACAAUGGAAAGCGUGAAGAUGUAGAAGAUAACAAUGACGUUUCUUCUUUCAAAAAUAUAGCUUUCUUAAAUCAGUAUGAUUCUGAUAAAAAGACGCAUAUUUAUAAGAAGAGCAUUCCAAAUUAUUCCUCAAAUCUCCUGGGUAGAAAACUGCUUUCAUUUACAGACGUUGACAGUGACUACGAUGAAGAUGGUGAAGAAAACUAUGAAGAUGAAGUAAGUGAGUCUAGCUAUAGAAGGCUACGUUCUUAUGAUGGAAAUCAAAAUCAUAAGAGGACUAAAGUGUUCGGUAGAAAACUGCUUUCAUUCACAGAAGUUGACAGUGACCUCGAUGAAGACGGCGAAGAAAACUAUGAAGAUGAAAUAAGUGAGUCUAGCUAUAGAAGGCUGCGUUUUGACGAUGCAGAUCAAAACCAUAAGGGGUCUAAAGUAUUCAAUGUAUAUAGCACCUACGAUGAUAAUGUCAAUAAUAUCCAAAGACUAAAACCUUAUUACGAAUAUGUUGAUAGUGAGCCUGUUAUUGAGCACCAGGAAAAUAAAGAUACUGAGGAUGCUCAAGUUCUUGAUGAGUUUACAAACAAUAAGAAGGCAGAAGAUACCGCACUCAUAUACAAUCCAGCUGUACAUAACUUGCCUAAUAAACCUGCUCAGUUUUACACACCAAAUAAAUGGGCUAAUAGGUUACAAAAGUUUCUUCAACCGAAGGAAAAAGGACCACAUACCAGAACAAAAGGAGUAAAUAUGACCGAAGAAUUUGCAAUUGUGCAAAGUGAAACUUUAAGAAAUGCUUCAUUAGUCCAGGCCACUUACAAACCAAUUAAUAAGACUACACCACAGCCACUUAAUACGACAAUUAACAUCACAACAACUAUCAAUCUUGAAAGCACAAAUCCCCCAAAAGGAAGAAGGAGUUAUUCAGAACCUUUUUUAUUUGAUUUACACAGGAUUUCAAAUUUGGCUGAAACUUCAGACGACGCUGUGGCACGAAAUAAUUUAAAGGUUAUCAACAUGACAACAAGCUCUUCGCAACCGUCAAACUCGUCAGAAGUGCCUUUCGGAAACAAUACUCUUGUAUCAAACAGCACAAAUAACGUUACAGUAUCUCAAUGGAAUAUUACGUCAGUAAGUUCCGUUGCAACAACAAAGGCAACGGUCACGCCAACCGUUAAGAAGAAGGCAAAAUUCGAUGAAGAAGAAACUAUAGAUGCUGAAGUAGCCAAUGACAUAGUAGAAACCGUGAUCGCAGAAUCACAAAGAAGCUCCGUGUUGGGAAAUAGCCUAGGACUCUGUAGAAGAAAUGAUUCCUUGAAUGUAAGGUACGGAAGGGUCAUUCCAGAGACCGAGAAAGUACUCAGGACUGUCACAGAGUGUUUGAUGAAGAGGUUGAAGAACCACUUGGCCAAACAAAGCUGCAUAAUCCUCGAUUCUGAGUUGCUGGAGUUCCUUCAGUGGAUUGUGCUCAAAGGAGAAUCCAGCAAGGAUUACGUUCAGAGAAGUUCGGGCAAGUUUCGCAUCCCCAAGCCAGCGGCGCCCGCAGUCAAUCUUACUACUUGUGGUCCUGUCGUGAUGGCCUCCGAAUCAACCUCGUGCGACCCAGCUCUGGAGGCUCCACCACCACCUGAUCAAAUAGUAUCCAACUUCAAUAACUCUAUGCCAACAUAAUGGGCAUUAAAACAACUUUGUCGGUGACAACUUUGUCUUGAAAAGAUAUAAAGGUUUUUUAGAUUCAUCCUCUUGAACUGAAUUGAAGAGCCAAAUACAUUCUUACUUGAUUAUAACUCGUGUCUUUCCAUUGCGGUAUUUCAAAUUAUAAUGUUAAUCAAUGAAUAAUGAAACAAAUGAACGAACGUAAACAUAUAAGUAAGUCAGAAGCAUACGAUUAGAUUCUUUAUAGAAUUUGGAGAAACAUGUUCUGUGUAUACAUUAAUUCGCUCUUAAUGCUUUCGAUAAACAAUUUUUCUGUAUGUAAAUGAGUAAUAAAAUCUUAUUGGAUAUUGGA